AUCCCUCUCUUCUCCCCACAUCGCCCGUGUCUCAGCGUUUCGGUUCUGCGUUCUGCUUGUGUCGUUCGGGUCCUUGUAUAAGAGUAUCUCGGUCCUACUUUAUUGAAAGCUACCAUCAUGUCCGCAAAAGUUUACGUUGGCAACCUGAGUUGGAACACGACCGAUGAUUCGCUCCGUUCAGUCUUCGCUGACUACGGCCAGAUUCUGGAUUCGAUCGUGAUGCGUGACCGUGAAACGGGUCGUUCUCGUGGCUUUGGUUUCGUGACCUACAGUUCCACAACUGAGGCGGAGUCCGCCAUCAGUGGUCUCAAUGAGCAGGAGCUCGAUGGCAGGAGAAUCAAAGUGAACCUUGCCAACCCGCGCAGCGGUGGUGGUGGAGGAGGCGGUGCUGGCUACGGUGGGGGAAGUCGUGGCGGCUACGGAGGUGGAGGUGGAAGUGGAGGCUACGGCCGUGGCGGCUACGGCGGACAGGGAGGCUAUGGUGGCCAGGGUGGCUACGGUGGUCAAUCAGGUGAAGGCGGGUACGGCCAAGAAGGCUACGGCCAGCAAGGUGGCUACGCGCAGGGCGGCUACGGCGGCUACAGUGGCGGUACUGGCUACUAAUUUAUCUCUUUGCUUUCGCAUCAUGGCCGUCUUACCAUUUCUCUGACAUCUCGUUCCUGUUCCAUCUAUCGUUGUUGAGAAAAUUUUCGCUCUCGUCCACGCAAGCUCACCUGAUUCCGUCUAUCCCAUGGUCCAGCGUCAUCAUUGGCUCGUUCUCGUCUCGGUCUCGGUCGCAGCAAUCUCCGCCUUGUACUAGUACGAUAUCCAUUGUAUCGUCUCGUUCCCGUGUUUCCCCUCGUGCUUCGUGGAUGGGUGUUAUUUGGGCAUUUUUCAUGAUGUAUUUGUAGAAGAUUGCGAUUCUGCUUGCACGUUCUCAUAAUAUACAUGAUCUCCGAUUGUCACUGGAUGCGAACUGUAACAGCACGAAUCCGGGGUAUUGCUGGCGAACUUGAGUCUGAC
This is a messenger RNA of Gloeophyllum trabeum ATCC 11539, 1002 nucleotides long. Its product is annotated as RNA-binding domain-containing protein. The record is from RefSeq and is a predicted model, not a curated record. Bases 118 to 603 code for a protein of 161 amino acids. Gene Ontology annotation, molecular function: RNA binding. The transcript is spliced from 7 exons. Lineage: Eukaryota; Fungi; Basidiomycota; Agaricomycetes; Gloeophyllales; Gloeophyllaceae.